Messenger RNA from Choloepus didactylus (southern two-toed sloth), 1203 nucleotides. It is a transcript of the gene EPYC, whose product is annotated as epiphycan. Lineage: Eukaryota; Metazoa; Chordata; Mammalia; Pilosa; Megalonychidae. Gene Ontology annotation, molecular function: protein binding. The transcript is spliced from 7 exons. Bases 62 to 1018 code for a protein of 318 amino acids. The record is from RefSeq and is a predicted model, not a curated record.
UCUGCGUCCUCAGUCACUUCGUGCCAUUUCAUCAAGUAGGAGCCAAAGGAAAGCUUGGAAAAUGAAAACCUUAGCAAGAUUUGUUCUGGGACUUGUCAUCUUUGAGGCUGCUGUGUCUGCUCCUACUCUGGAGCCCAUCAACUAUGACUCAGAAACCUAUGAUGCCACCUCGGAAGACCUGGAUAAUUUAUACAACUAUGAAAGCAUACCCAUUGACCAAGCUGAGAUUGAAAUAGCCACGGUGAUGCCUUCGGGGAGCAAAGAGCUCCUCACCCCGCCGCCACUGCCCGAGGAGGCCGAGGAGGAGGAGUCCACCCCCAGGCUGAUUGACGGCUCUUCCCCGCAGGAGCCGGAAUUCACUGGCAUUCUGAGCUCGCACACCAGCGAAGACUUUCCUACCUGCCUUCUUUGUACUUGUAUAAGUACCACCGUAUACUGUGAUGACCGUGAACUUGAUGCGAUUCCUCCACUGCCCAAGAACACUGCUUAUUUCUAUUCUCGCUUUAACAGAAUUAAAAAGAUCAACAAAAACGACUUUGCAAGCUUAAAUGAAUUAAAAAGGAUUGAUCUGACAUCAAAUUUAGUAUCAGAGAUUGAUGAAGAUGCAUUCAGAAAGUUGCCUCAACUUCGAGAGCUUGUCUUGCGUGACAACAAAAUAAGGCAGCUCCCAGAAUUGCCAAGCACUUUGACAUUUAUUGAUAUUAGCAACAAUAGACUUGGAAGAAAAGGGAUAAAGCAAGAAGCCUUUAAAGAUAUGUAUGACCUGCAUCAUCUGUACCUCACUGAUAACAACUUGGACCAUAUUCCUCUACCACUCCCAGAAAACCUACGGGCCCUUCACCUCCAGAAUAACAACAUUCUUGAGAUGCGUGAAGAUACCUUCUGCAACAUUAAAAAUUUGACUUACAUUCGUAAGGCACUAGAGGACAUUCGAUUGGAUGGAAAUCCUAUCAAUCUCAGCAAAACUCCUCAAGCAUACAUGUGUCUACCUCGUUUGCCUAUUGGGAGUCUUGUGUAAUUUUAGAUAAUGGUUAGCAUUAUGACGCCUAUUAUAACAAAACAAUUCUUACUACUCUUUUGAAAAACAAAACCCUGCAUGUUACUUUCAAAGUUCUGCAAAAUGAUAUGACUGCAUAAAAUACAAAUGGAAGUAUUUACAUAUAAUGAUAAUUUAGUAAUCUAAUAAAAUGCUAGACAAGAAUA